GUUUCGAAACGUGAAUUCAGUCGGUCAGAGAAUCUUUGGGUGGAAUGUUGGGACUACUGAGUGUCUGGUUUAUUCUCUACAUCUUUGACCUUAUCCAAGGUCGUUCUGCGGGUGGCUUGGAUGACUUGGAAGGGGGUUUCGAUCCCCGGCCCGAUUCCACAAUCUUUGCCAUCAAUCAGACUGAUAAGGAAUACAUUUUAGAUUAUGUUUGAAAAUAAAUGAAACUAUAACUUUAACUUGAAUAAUUUA
Drosophila ananassae is the source of this 249-nucleotide messenger RNA. RefSeq lists its product as uncharacterized. The transcript is spliced from 2 exons. The coding region runs from base 45 to 212 and encodes 55 amino acids. The record is from RefSeq and is a predicted model, not a curated record. Lineage: Eukaryota; Metazoa; Arthropoda; Insecta; Diptera; Drosophilidae.